Pestalotiopsis fici W106-1 is the source of this 912-nucleotide messenger RNA. RefSeq lists its product as uncharacterized. Bases 1 to 912 code for a protein of 303 amino acids. The transcript has a single exon. NCBI's taxonomy places the organism in Eukaryota, Fungi, Ascomycota, Sordariomycetes, Amphisphaeriales, Sporocadaceae. The record is from RefSeq and is a predicted model, not a curated record.
AUGGCCGACGACGACAAAGACAACGCGCGCGACGCGUCCGCAGACCCGAUCCGGGACAAUAGCCAAUGGACAACGGACCAAGACGGCGCCAUCUGCAAGCUCAAAAAGGACGGCCUGACUUGGGCCGCCAUUGCCAUGUCGGUAGGCCGCAAAAAGAACCUCGUCAGGCAGCGCUUCCAAUUCAUCCGCUCGCAAAUCGAGGCCGCGGGUCUGGACACGGACUCGAUUGGCGAAAACUGGGCCGAGGACAUGCGACGGCAAGGUCAGGAGAUUCCGUCUCCGGAAAAGCCCAUUGCGUCGUCGCCGCCAGAUGAGGUCGUAGUGGUAGCAGAAGAAAACAAGGAGGAUGAUCAAGAGCAGAACAAGAAAAUCGCCUCGCCGCUCCAGACUGCCAUUGAUCUCACGCAAGCCCUCGACGAGUGUGUCAAGGUGGUGAAACAACAAGCCAAGCAACCUGUCCACGCUAGAGGCGGAGGGGGGAAGAAGAAGAAGAAGAAGAACAACAACAAGUCAUCCACCUCGGCCACUCCCGAGUCGGGCCAGAUCAAGCUCUCGGGCCGGGUCAUUGAAAGGAACGGCGUGCGCUUUGCCGAACUAGCCAACUCGUCCGACUCGGACUCGGACAGCAGCGGUAUCGGCAGCACCGACAGCGACGACGACUUUGACCACGAGGCCGAGCGCGAGGAGCAGAAGCGCUUCGUCUACCACGACUACUGGAGCGAGCUGUACCCGGAGCAGAAGACGUACUCGCCGGAUCGGCACUGGACCGAGGGCGACUGCAAGGUCUUGGCCGUCAUUGAGGCCAAGGAUGAGGCUCUCAAGUUCAAGCGCAUGCAGGCCGAUUUCUUCAACGCUACGGGUCGUAUGGUUUCCGAAGAGGUCAUCAAGUACAAGAUGCAGCAGGCAAAGUGA